Durusdinium trenchii is the source of this 759-nucleotide messenger RNA. Lineage: Eukaryota; Dinophyceae; Suessiales; Symbiodiniaceae. The record is from the annotation of a GenBank genome assembly.
AUGGCAGAUGCAGCCCGCUCUCCAUCCAGGGAGAAACGUGAUAGCCCAGAUUCUACCCAUGUACAAGUUGACCGAGCUGCAUCUCCUCGACCAAGACGCUUUCCCAAGUCAAUUCGAGGCCGAAAGUUCGUCCCUGCCAAGAAGAUCCCAGAAGACUGGGAGGAAAUCUUAGACCUGGUGGCCCCUCCACCGCCCCCACCUGUGACAGGUGGUGUAAGAGUCUUCUCAGUGAAGCCACGAGAUGGUGAAGUCAAUGCGCUUGGGCUAAAGGAGCCAUCCCACCGCGCAGACUGGACCAUUCGUCGAUUGAAGGUUGAUUUGAAGACAUUGCAAGUGAAGUACUGGAAUUUGUUUGUGCCCGCUGGACAGUACAUCUCCUCUGCAUAUUUCCAAAUUGGAGAAGACACAGCAUCCAUGAGGUUCUGGCCUAAUGGCUACUUUGGAAAGGCCACGAGAAAGAACCGCAUGCGUACGGAUUUGGGAAGCUUGGAACCAGACUCCUGGUGCGCUAUUGGCUUGGUCAUGCCCGAGGGCACAAAGUUCAAAUUCCGCUUUCGUGUCGGAAAUCACUGGUCCGAUGUGCGAACCUGCCACUGGCAAGCCAUGGGAUCAGUAAUGGAGCAGAUUUGGGCACCGCCACAACAGGAGCCAGGUGACCUCAAGAAUCUUGUAGUGGGCAUUGAGGUUUUGCAGGAUUUGAAGGCCAAUCCCUUGCCAGGUUUGACUUCAAUGGCAAAGGGGCGGCAGAGCUCAAAGUGA